Messenger RNA from Carassius auratus (goldfish), 2663 nucleotides. Its product is annotated as E3 ubiquitin-protein ligase RNF14-like. Lineage: Eukaryota; Metazoa; Chordata; Actinopteri; Cypriniformes; Cyprinidae. Gene Ontology annotation, molecular function: protein binding; ubiquitin-protein transferase activity; zinc ion binding. Gene Ontology annotation, biological process: protein ubiquitination. Bases 206 to 1537 code for a protein of 443 amino acids. The transcript is spliced from 8 exons. The record is from RefSeq and is a predicted model, not a curated record.
CAUGACGUGUCAAAACCUGUUUUUAUACAGUCUAUUGUCAGAACACCCUCGAGUUUAAAUAAUAUGCAGCUUUAAGCAGCAUAUUUAAGGAUGUUUGUCUACAAUAGUUGAAUAUUAUGUAAACGAACGGCGGUAUUAAUAUCUUUCCAAGACUGUCACCUCUCUAGAACAGAAGGAGAAAGCAAAUAUACUUAGGAAUGUUGCGAUGUCAACCGACCAGGAAGCACAAGAAGAUGAGCUGCUUGCUCUAGCGAGCAUCUAUGAUGAAAAAGAGUUCCGCAGGGCCGAGUCAGCGAAGGAGGGCGAGAUCCAUCUGUGUCUGGAGCUUCCUCCGAACUUCACACUGCUAGUCAAGGGACACAACUCCACAGAGCAUCAUCUAUCAUAUCUAGGUCCACUGGUUCUGAGUUUUGGAUUCCCGGCUAAUUAUCCUUCAGCUUCGGCUCCAGUUUUUGCUCUAGGCUCCAAUUGGCUCACAAGAGUCCAGAUAACUGCGCUUUGCAGGAGACUGGAUGAGCUUUGGGAGGAGAACCAAGGCAAUGUGAUUCUUUUUACCUGGAUGCAGUUCCUCAAGGAAGAGACUCUGGACUUCCUGGGAAUCCAGUCACCGCUGGAAAUCCAGAGCAUUGAGAGUGAAUCUGGCUUAAAACAAGCAGCGGACGUUUCCGGAGAAAAAUGUCAAGUGCAAGAUUUAGACCCAAGAGCUGUGCAAGAAGUUGAUGCUCGCACAGAUAUACUGAGUCAGCUGCUAGAUUUUGACGAAGCUCAGAAUCAGAAGGUGUUUGAUGGGAAGGUGUUCUGCUGCGGCAUCUGUUACUCAGAGAAGCUCGGAUCGGAAUCACUGCUCUUCAAAGAGUGUCAGCAUGUGUACUGCAAGUCCUGCAUGAAGGAAUACUUUCAGAUCCAGAUUAGGGACGGAAAGGUCCAGUGCCUUACCUGCCCUGAGCCAAAGUGUGUGUCCAUGGCCACUCCUUCACAGGUGAAACUUCUUGUGAGCAAAGAUGAGUUUGCACGCUAUGAUCGUCUCCUGUUGCAGUCGAGUCUGGACCUGAUGAAGGAUGUGGUGUAUUGUCCUCGUAAAAGCUGCUGUAUGGCGGUGAUGGUGGAGCCAGACUCAAACAUGGGCAUCUGUCCCGCCUGCAAAUAUCCCUUCUGUACACUCUGUAAGCGGAGCUAUCACGGCCUCAAUCACUGCAUACCGACUGAUGAUGAUAUCCGUAGUUUGCAUGAUGAGUAUAAUUCUGCGAGCAAAGAGAGGAGGAAGUUCCUUGAGAAGCGUUUUGGCAAGCAGGUCAUUCAGAGGGUGUUGGAAUCUUACAGCACAGACUGGCUAAAUGUUAACAGUAAACAGUGCCCUUGCUGUGGCGCUAACAUACAGAAGAAUAAGGGCUGUAAUAAGAUGACCUGUUCGAUGUGUCAGGGCUAUUUCUGCUGGAUCUGUCUGAAAGCUCUUGGCAAGGAGGACCCUUACAGCCACUACAAGGACCCCAACUCGCCCUGCUACAACCAAAUGGAACGUAUAAAUGGAAAUAGAUGAAGAAUAAGGCCUUGGGAGUGACGAAGAUAACUGAUCCACUAUAAAGCAAUGCUUAAAGGAUGUUUUCAUGCACAUCAGUGGACUAUAGAUCCAGACGAGAGAUGCAAGCGUCUCACAUAGAACUAGCCCUUUUUUGCAUUUCAUUUGCACAAUAUACAAAUCCAGUUCACAAUGUUUCUGUUGUGCAUACUAUCUUCCCAUCAAAUUGUUUUAUUAAGUACUCACUAAGUACAGCCGUGCAGAAAAUGUGCAUGCAAAACUAGAAAAGAUGAACAAGCUUGCAUUCAGCGGAUGGAAAUAUUGUCUUUACACUGAUUUUGUGAGAAGAAAAGAUGAUCUGAACACUGACAGAAAUUGUAUGCAUUUUUUUAGAGAAUUAAAUAUUUACUUAUGAACCUAAAUUAUUUAUUUUGAUAAAGUACGUUGUUGAAUAUAAUAGUAUGUGGGUAUAAAAGAUAAAUUAUUAGCUUCACAAUCAAUGAGAUUCAUAAAACAUUUUUACUUAAAUGUUACUAUUAAUAAGUGUGUAAUAACUACUGACUGCGAUCCAUGUGGAUUUUUGGUCGAUUAAUGAGGCAGAAAUAUAUUGUUAGUAAGAUUUUAGAGGAUUCUUAUGUGUGGGGUGAAAGAAAAAGUAACUAGUAGUAAAGUCAUAAUAUUAGUUUUGAAAUUAGAUGAACUAGUAAUGAGUAAUAUAUUACUUCUUAGUAACUAUAGCCCAACACUGGUGGACAGACUAUCAUCAAGACUGUUUGUUUCUGAAUAAAUCAUCUCUCCACUGAUGUCGUGAUUGUUAGGAGGACAAUAUUUGUGUGAGAUACAACUAUUUCAAAAUCUGGGGGAGCAAAAAAAAUUGAAAUAUUGAGAAAAUCAUCUUUAAAGUUAGCACUCUUCAGAGAUACUAAAUAUGAUCAUAUUUUGUAAUUAUUAUUUAAAUCUGACUACUUUUCAGGAAAAUGUGAUGGGGUUUCAAAUCAAAAUAUGAUCUGUUAUGAAACAGGGCAUCAGUUUUAUACUCCAGGACUCAAAGCAUGUUUAUUACACAUUGUGGGAGACACAACAAAUUAAUAGAGAAUAUAUUUCUAUUAAAUAUUAAACAUUGUUAAUAAAAUCUUGCAAAUUAUUA